AUGACCCAAACCGAAGAAAUGCAAUUAAUAAUAGAAACUUUAUUCGCAAUAAUGGGAAAAUUAUCUUAUCAGUAUACAAAUACUUCAGGGUUUCAUAAUAAAAUAAUUAAUUCAAUUUCUGAUAGCUUCCGUACAAUAAAGAAAUUUACGAAAGCGUUGUUAACUGGAAACACUGGAAGACCACUGGAACUUUUACUAUUAGAAAUUUCCACUGGAAGGCUAGAAAUUCUCACUGGAAGCCAAAAUUAA
Cetraspora pellucida is the source of this 249-nucleotide messenger RNA. The record is from the annotation of a GenBank genome assembly. Lineage: Eukaryota; Fungi; Glomeromycota; Glomeromycetes; Diversisporales; Gigasporaceae.